Molecule: messenger RNA, 3015 nt
Organism: Geodia barretti
Lineage: Eukaryota; Metazoa; Porifera; Demospongiae; Tetractinellida; Geodiidae
Source: the annotation of a GenBank genome assembly
UUGCCACACCGUCUCGUUUUUUGUCUCACCGCCACAAAGAAAGGAGUUGUGUCGUCUCUCGGCCGAAAAGCGUCUCUGAAAAGCUCAACUUUCGACCUGUUCAUUAGGAAAAACACGGCAAAAAGGCUGCGCGAAUCGAGCCAACUGCUCGACCAAAGCUGUCAGCUGUGUAGUCUAGAACUGACUGUUUCACAACUGGCGGCGUCGUUUUCUGUGCAUCCACCAAAUAAAAAAGAAAAAAACCGAAUAAAAAAAUCAAACUUUCAACCUUUCUGACAAUAAAAAGUCUACAAACGCUUAAAAAAAGACAAACUGUGGUUGUGAUGCAAGCAUUUGGAAGGGGUGUGUCUCGGCCGGCCAAUGGAGGGGGGCCAGGGGGUCCGGGGAAAUCGGGGGGUCUGUUUGGAGGGGGCCAGAAGGUGGGGUUCUCGGUGAGCAAAGCUGACAACAUCAACCCAGAGGCUCAGGACUGCUAUUUCUACUACUAUUCCACGUGUGCCAAGGGUGCCCAGUGUAAGUUCCGUCACUGCUCGGCGGCCCUGGGCACAGAGGAGGUGUGUGACCUGUGGCUGAGAGACCAGAGCUGCAGGAGACUCAUCUGUGCCUUCAGACACUCUGUCCCGGAGCGCCAGCGAGGAGCCAUCCCCUGUUUCUGGGAAUCUCAGUCCGUCGGCUGUCUCAAACCUCACUGUCCGUUUCUCCACACCAAGCCACGCCCACAACCCCCCACUGUCAUGGACAGACUGGACCAGUUCAAGAAGAAAGAGUUUGAAGGUCUGAAGGUGAAGACUUUGGAAGAAAUUCGAGAGGAGAAGCAGCUGGCUUCGUCUGUGACCACGCCCACUUUUCCCCACGGGGCUCGUGAAUCGUAUAACCUCAUCUACACACCCUCACACCCUCCCCCCUCCACCUCAUCGUCGUCACAUACGUCGUUCAAACUAACAUCAGUUCUGAAGACGACGGGGCUAACUGGUGGAAAGAAAAAGCCGCAAAUCGAACUUUCGACCGGAAACGCAGCAAGCACAAGUUUUCUUCAACCGAACGCCGUUUCUCAACCAAUUGCAGCUAAUUCCGCUCACGUUUCGAAGCCAUUUGCAGUUCAACAACCUGCGAAACCAGCCCCACCCCUGAAAGUGGGCGGAGUCACCACAUCGGUGUCCGAAUCUUCAAAAAAUCUCUUCGCGUCUCGAAAGAAUCCGUUGUCUGUUUUUAGUCCAAUUUUCAGUCUGACCGCGGCAAAGAAAACGAAAAAUGAAGUAAAAUUGGCGGAGAGGGAGGGGAGGGAAGAGGGAGGGGGUAGGAAGGCCACUAUAUCAGCCAUUACGUGGGGCGAUGAGGAGGAGGGAGAGGGAGAGGGGAGAGAGGAGGCCAAGAAGGAAUCCAGGAUCAUCCAAUUUCAACCAGCGAUAGUUGAACCAGUCCCGGCAACCAAAAAGGUGAAGCUUACUACUGUAGUAGCAUCAUCAUCAUCAUCGUCAUCAGGGAUCCUCGCUAGACUCGGUCCACCGCCACUGCCUAAAGCUGCCAGCUCUCCCAUCAAACUGAACACCGGUGGAGAGCAAGGCGGAACCAGUUUGAAAGUGGGUGUGGCAAUUGGUGGGCGGGGCCAGUCGGUGGGUGGAGUCACGGAUUUCCACGUCAAGAGUCUGGAGGAGAUAAGAGCGGGGAAGAUGAAGAGACAAGAGGCCAGAGAAAAGGCUGCCAUUACUGCUGCUAGUGGUGGUCAGAAGAAUGGAGACUCUAAUACUGAGUCAGAUGUCAUGAGAGUACAAGAUCAACAGACCAAUGAAAAGAAUCAAGAGAGUGUUGGAGAAGUGGGGUCAGUGGGUUCCACGUCUCACGCGAGGUCGAGAGAUAAGAAAAUCAUUCGAGUGAAAAAACGAUCUUCGGUUCCCGUGGAAGAGGGUGUAGAGAGAGAGGUGAUGGGAGGUGGUGAGGGUUGUGAGGAUGGGAGGGGAGAGGGUGGGGAGGAGGAGGAGGAGAGUAGCGACAAGAAAGAUGUUUGUGAAGAGGUAUCGUUGACCGGGAAGUUGACAGCUCCAGUCGCAAAACGAAGAAAACUGUCUCGAACUCCGCUGUCUAUUGUACAAGCCACGCCCACAUCAGACACACCCACCAUUACAUCAUCAGAAUUAGCAGUGACCACUGCAGAGAGCCAAUUGCUACCAAACCAGACCACAACAUCUAACACUGUAGCUGAGAGUGUUGCAGAAACUGGAAGUCUUCAAAAGCCGGAAGUUGAAGAUAUGAAGACGUCAACUGCAGCAGAUGAUGAGGGAGAACAGGAAGGAGGGAGGGAAGAACAUGUGGAAUCCUCACAUAGGAAAAUGAGUGUUUCUGAAAUGAAAGCACAGAUCCAAUCGGAGCUGAGGGGUCGGGGGAUGUCAGAGAAGAUCUCUCUCGAGCAGCUGGACAGCGAGCUGGCCCGGUGGGAGGAGGAGCUGGGGGAGGUGGGGGAAGAGGGAGAGGGCGGGGCCUCAGACGACGAGAGACUCCUGGACAGCAAGACUGACGACGACCUCAUGCUGGAGUUUGCCGAAUUCCUAUGACAUAAUCCCAGAUCAUGUGACUGAUCCUAUGACAUCAUUGCUGGAUUAUGUGACUGAUCGUGCUGUAAUAUUUUCUGGUAUUCAUUCGUUCUUCACAAACUCUUAGUUUUCAAGACUAUUAUACUGUUAUGUAUAUAAACAUCUUCAUAAUUUAUAACUGAGCAAGAGGACACUGUGCGAACAAAUGAUGAUGUAAUGGUUAAUUCUUGCUAGGUUGGUUUGUACUCGGUCUAUCAAAAUCUUUGUCCAGAAAGUUCUCUUGUCUCGUGGCUCGAAGAGUGUACAGGUAAAUCCCUCCCAUUACCGCCAUAAUCGAAGCUCCCACGAGAGCGUUUCUGGUUCGCAGCUUUCUCAGAGUUUCUUUCCGCAUCUGUUGGUCCUUUAGUCUCUUUAUCAUCUCCUCGGGAGGUCCUCUGCCCGGUACUCCCUUCUGUGACUGCUGUGACAUUCUCUCCAACUGGUUGUU